Panicum hallii is the source of this 3323-nucleotide messenger RNA. RefSeq lists its product as uncharacterized. Gene Ontology annotation, cellular component: mitochondrial outer membrane. The transcript has 23 exons. The record is from RefSeq and is a predicted model, not a curated record. Bases 246 to 3173 code for a protein of 975 amino acids. NCBI's taxonomy places the organism in Eukaryota, Viridiplantae, Streptophyta, Magnoliopsida, Poales, Poaceae. Gene Ontology annotation, molecular function: ATP binding; ATP hydrolysis activity.
CAGGUGCGGCAAGCCGUGAGAAGCGGAUUAGCCGAAGCCUGGAGCGGAGCGGUGGUGCCGUGGCAUCUCCGUCUCCCUCCUCUCCGUCGCCCGCAGUCGUGCGCCACCGUCUCCGCCGAGCCACCCGCAACCCUGUUCCGCUUUCGUUCCAAUUCUCCCGCACCACCUACCCUCUCCUAGCUCCCCUCCACAUGCUCAAGCCAGCGAUCUAGGCCGCCGCCAUUUGGGUCCCGGAGCCGCCCGAGAUGUACCACGCGAUGCGGCUGCGCUGCCUCCUCAUGCACCCGCCGCUGUGGAGCAAUUCCAGCUCCCUCGGCAUCUCUGCCAGCGGCAUCAGCGGAGGUUGCUUCGUCAGGAGGUUCAGCGCGGUCGGCGCGCCGCGGCCGCACGGCCCGUCCCGGCGGCUGUGCCGGUUCUACAGCUCCAAGGGCGGCGUCGGAAGCGCGGAGGCGCAUGGCGCCUCGGCGGCCUCGUCGGCGGCGGGGAGCAGCGGCAGGUGCAUCGAGCAGGAGCACGCGCGGCUCGGGGAGAGGGACCAGCAGGAGUGGCUGAGCGGCGAGAGGUUCCUCACCGGCUGCAAGCGGCGGGAUUCGCCGUUCCUCACCAGGCGUGAGAGGUUCCGCAGCGAGUUCCUGCGCCGCGUCGUGCCGUGGGAGAAAGGGACACUCUCGUGGCAGAAUUUUCCGUACUACGUCAAUGAGAAUGCCAGGCAGCUGCUGAGUGAGUGCGUGGCGUCCCACCUGCGGCACAAGGGUGUCACGUCAGAGUAUGGCUCACGGCUGGAAUCCUCAGGAGGGAGGAUAUUGCUCCAGAGCUCGCCAGGAACUGAGCUUUACAGGGAGAGAUUUGUUAGAGCUCUUGCACAUGAGUUGCGAGUGCCGCUACUGGUUCUGGACAGCAGCGUUCUUGCACCAUAUGAUUAUGGGGAAGAUUACUCAGAAAGCGAGGCGGAGGAUGAGCAUGCUGAGUCCGAGGAUGAAGGCUCAGAAUCUGAAAUGGAAGAUGAAGGUGACGAAGAUUGGACAAGCAACAAUGAAAAGUCUGGUGAAAGUGACGAUGAGGAUGCUCUCAAAUCUGUGGAAGACCUGAAGAAGUCUGUGGAUGACCUCAAAAAGUUGGUCCCUUGUACUAUCGAGGAAUUCGCCAAGAGAAUUGUUGGUUCUGAAGAAAGCACAGCAUCAGACGCUUCUGAAACUCCUGAGUCAUCAGAAGAAGAGAAAAGGCCUUUCCAAAGGGGAGAUAGGAUCAAGUAUGUUGGGGAUCCUGCAGUUUCUGAAGCAGAUCAGAGGAUCAUUUUGGGGAAAAUACCUACUCAAGAUGGCUCAAGAAAUGCCUAUACUUUUGUUAGUGGCAGGGUUUUGUCAAAUGGACAGCGUGGAGAGGUAUAUGAGAUCAAUGGGGAUCAGGUUGCUGUCAUAUUUGAUCCUCCUACACCUACAGAGGAAUCACACGAUCACGAUGAAGACAUAACUAGCAAGGAGGAAAAUGCAAAACCAACUAUUUACUGGGUUGAUGCUCAGGAUAUUGCGCAUGAUCAUGAUACUGAAUCAGACGAUUGGCAUAUCGCACUAGAAGCACUUUGUGAGGUUCUGCCAUCUCUAGAGCCAAUAAUUGUCUACUUUCCAGACAGUUCCCAAUGGCUAUCUAGUGCGGUUUCAAAAUCAGAACGCAGAGAGUUUGUGCAAAGAGUUGAGGAAAUGUUUGACCGACUUACUGGACCAGUUGUAUUGAUAUGUGGGCAGAACAUAAUGGCAGCACCACCCAAGGAUAAGGAACAUCCAUCACCCCUGAAGCGGCUGGUAGGGGGCCUCAAGGGACAAAAAUAUUCAAGGUCCAGUGACAUAUCAAAGCUCUUCACCAAUAGUCUCACUGUUCCUCUUCCAGAGGAAGAUGAACAACUACGAGUUUUUAAUAACCAGAUCGAAGAGGAUAGGAAAAUUAUCAUUUCAAGGCAUAACCUUGUUAAAUUACACAAGGUGCUUGAAGAGCAUGAUCUUUCUUGCGUGGAGCUUUUGCAUGUGAAGUCUGAUGGUGUUGUUUUAACAAAACAAAAAGCGGAGAAGGUCGUUGGAUGGGCUAGAAGUCACUAUCUAUCAUCAACAACACUUCCUUCUAUCAAGGGUGACAGGUUAAUCAUUCCCCGCGAGAGUCUGGAUAUAGCAAUCGAGAGACUAAAGGAACAGGGUAUUACAACUAAGAAAUCCUCUCAAAAUCUGAAGGUUUUGGCUAAAGAUGAAUAUGAACGCAAUUUCAUUUCCGCCGUUGUACCUCCGAAUGAAAUUGGAGUGAAAUUUGAUGAUAUUGGUGCACUUGAGGAUGUCAAGAGGACAUUGGAUGAGCUUGUCACUCUUCCUAUGAGGAGACCUGAGCUUUUUUCGCGCGGAAAUUUGUUAAGGCCCUGUAAAGGUGUCUUGCUCUUUGGGCCUCCUGGAACAGGAAAAACACUCUUGGCAAAAGCACUUGCAACAGAAGCUGGAGCAAAUUUUAUCAGCAUAACUGGUUCAACACUAACAUCAAAGUGGUUUGGAGACGCUGAGAAGCUUACGAAGGCCCUUUUUUCCUUUGCGAGUCGACUAGCCCCCGUUAUCAUAUUUGUGGAUGAGGUUGACAGCUUACUUGGUGCAAGAGGAGGUGGAUUUGAGCAUGAGGCAACAAGAAGGAUGCGAAAUGAAUUUAUGGCAGCUUGGGAUGGUCUCAGGUCCAAUGAAAGCCAACGGAUCCUUAUUCUUGGUGCAACAAAUCGUCCAUUUGAUCUGGACGAUGCUGUGAUACGGCGUUUACCUAGACGGAUAUAUGUUGAUCUUCCAGAUGCACAGAACCGAAUGAAGAUUCUCAAGAUUUUACUUGCUAAGGAAAAGUUAGAAUCUGAUUUUAAGUUUGAUGAGCUUGCAAAUGCCACAGAAGGUUAUUCAGGGAGCGACCUAAAGAACUUAUGUGUAGCUGCCGCAUAUCGGCCAGUUCAUGAACUUCUAGAAGAAGAAAAGAAGGGAGGUGCGAGUAACGAAAGCAGUUAUUUGCGGCCGCUUAAAUUGGAUGAUUUUAUACAAGCGAAAGCUAAGGUUAGCCCGUCAGUUUCUUAUGACGCAACAAGUAUGAAUGAAUUGAGGAAAUGGAAUGAACAGUACGGGGAAGGCGGCAGCAGGACAAAAUCGCCCUUUGGGUUUGGCAACUGACAUUGCAGUAGGGAUUUUCCAACCCUGUAUCAUCUGUAACAUUUAUAGAUGCCUGAUUUAGCAUAGGAAAUCAGUCUAUUUUGUUCUCACCUAGAGCCGUGUACAAAUAACAAAAUAUCUAAUAAAUGCCAAUUUUCCCUGCUAUCUUUA